This is a messenger RNA of Meyerozyma guilliermondii ATCC 6260, 912 nucleotides long. RefSeq lists its product as uncharacterized. The coding region runs from base 1 to 912 and encodes 303 amino acids. The record is from RefSeq and is a predicted model, not a curated record. The transcript has a single exon. NCBI's taxonomy places the organism in Eukaryota, Fungi, Ascomycota, Pichiomycetes, Serinales, Debaryomycetaceae.
AUGUCACUGGCGAUGAGUUGCAAUUGCAAAAUGGAAGCUGAGAUUUUGUCCACCUCUAUUAUCAAGCUCGUGGAAAAAGAUAUGCUUACCCAAUUCAAAUUCCCUGACGAAAUCAAGCAAGAAAGUGGUUCAAGCGUCAGCUCUUCACCUGUCCGUUUGCGCAAUAACCGCAGCCGUUCUACCUCACUUUUAAAUGCCAUAAGCAGCCGCUUGAAUGCCGGGUCUAUAAUCACCACACGUCUGCGGUCCAACUCGGGGAACAAUUCAGGUCCGACAAGAAGAGAAACUUUUCCAUCAAUGGAGGUUACCGAAGACGACGGCUCGCUGCUUAUGAGGAGUUUGAUCACACGAUUUAGUCUGGUGUCCGUUCCACAGUUCAGAACCCCUACUAGCGAGGGAGAUACAGAUAGCAUUGAUGUUAGACUCGAUUCUGAACGAGCAAAUCUGGUGGAUGAUCAUGUUGACCCUAAGCGGAACUCCAUCACACAAAAGUUUUCCACAGGAGUUACCGAGUUCAUGACCCGCAUUGGUCAGUCACAGAGCCAAAACCAAAGCUUUACCACCAUCGCUAACCAUGCAAGCCAGACUUCGCUCGACCUAAAAGGAGCCGAAGGAGCUCGUAGCAGAACCACCAGUAUACAGAUAAUGGAUCGGUGGUUUGGGGCGAUAUCCCAAUCAGCUCCAGAGGUGGAGCACAACGAUUCGACGGUAGAAUCUCAGGAAGAAUCUUCUGUGUUCAGUGCUCCGAUUAGAGAACUCACAAAGUACCAGGAUACAGACUUUGAUUCACUCACUAUUCAAGAUCUUCGAACUCUCAAAGCAUACUAUGAUCAGCUAUGUACAGAAUUGGGUGUGAGCAAGUCAGAAAGCAAAACCACCGGAGACAGCCACAGUCUUCGGGAAGGGUUAUAG